Schistocerca piceifrons (Central American locust) is the source of this 4029-nucleotide messenger RNA. RefSeq lists its product as uncharacterized. Bases 1 to 4029 code for a protein of 1342 amino acids. The transcript has 2 exons. Lineage: Eukaryota; Metazoa; Arthropoda; Insecta; Orthoptera; Acrididae. The record is from RefSeq and is a predicted model, not a curated record.
AUGUUGCGUAGGAAGAAAAAGCAAGUAAGAUUUGAAGAGAACGGACACAUAGGCACGUGCUUGCGUAGGAAGAAAAAGCAAGUAAGAUUUGAAGAGAACGGACACAUAGGCACGUGCUUGCGUAGGAAGAAAAAGCAAGUAAGAUUUGAAGAGAAGAGACACAUAGGCACAUGCUUGCUUAGGAAGAAAAAGCAAGUAAGAUUUGAAGAGAACGGACACAUAGGCACAUGGUUGCGUAGGAAGAAAAAGCAAGUAAGAUUUGAAGAGAACGGACACAUAGGCACGUGCUUGCGUAGGAAGGAAAAGCAAGUAAGAUUUGAAGAGAACGGACACAUAGGCACGUGCUUGCGUAGGAAGAAAAAGCAAGUAAGAUUUGAAGAGAAGAGACACAUAGGCACGUGCUUGCUUAGGAAGAAAAAGCAAGUAAGAUUUGAAGAGAACGGACACAUAGGCACAAUGUUGCGUAGGAAGAAAAAGCAAGUAAGAUUUGAAGAGAACGGACACAUAGGCACGUGCUUGCGUAGGAAGAAAAAGCAAGUAAGAUUUGAAGAGAAGAGACACAUAGGCACGUGCUUGCUUAGGAAGAAAAAGCAAGUAAGAUUUGAAGAGAACGGACACAUAGGCACGUGCUUGCGUAGGAAGAAAAAGCAAGUAAGAUUUGAAGAGAAGAGACACAUAGGCACGUGCUUGCUUAGGAAGAAAAAGCAAGUAAGAUUUGAAGAGAACGGACACAUAGGCACAAUGUUGCGUAGGAAGAAAAAGCAAGUAAGAUUUGAAGAGAACGGACACAUAGGCACGUGCUUGCGCAGGAAGAAAAAGCAAGUAAGAUUUGAAGAGAACGGACACAUAGGCACAAUGUUGCGUAGGAAGAAAAAGCAAGUAAGAUUUGAAGAGAACGGACACAUAGGCACGUGCUUGCGUAGGAAGAAAAAGCAAGUAAGAUUUGAAGAGAACGGACACAUAGGCACGUGCUUGCGUAGGAAGAAAAAGCAAGUAAGAUUUGAAGAGAAGAGACACAUAGGCACGUGCUUGCUUAGGAAGAAAAAGCAAGUAAGAUUUGAAGAGAACGGACACAUAGGCACGUGCUUGCGUAGGAAGAAAAAGCAAGUAAGAUUUGAAGAGAAGAGACACAUAGGCACGUGCUUGCUUAGGAAGAAAAAGCAAGUAAGAUUUGAAGAGAAUGGACACAUAGGCACAAUGUUGCGUAGGAAGAAAAAGCAAGUAAGAUUUGAAGAGAACGGACACAUAGGCACGUGCUUGCGCAGGAAGAAAAAGCAAGUAAGAUUUGAAGAGAACGGACACAUAGGCACAAUGUUGCGUAGGAAGAAAAAGCAAGUAAGAUUUGAAGAGAACGGACACAUAGGCACGUGCUUGCGUAGGAAGAAAAAGCAAGUAAGAUUUGAAGAGAACGGACACAUAGGCACGUGCUUGCGUAGGAAGAAAAAGCAAGUAAGAUUUGAAGAGAAGAGACACAUAGGCACGUGCUUGCUUAGGAAGAAAAAGCAAGUAAGAUUUGAAGAGAACGGACACAUAGGCACAUGGUUGCGUAGGAAGAAAAAGCAAGUAAGAUUUGAAGAGAACGGACACAUAGGCACGUGCUUGCGUAGGAAGGAAAAGCAAGUAAGAUUUGAAGAGAACGGACACAUAGGCACGUGCUUGCGUAGGAAGAAAAAGCAAGUAAGAUUUGAAGAGAAGAGACACAUAGGCACGUGCUUGCUUAGGAAGAAAAAGCAAGUAAGAUUUGAAGAGAACGGACACAUAGGCACAAUGUUGCGUAGGAAGAAAAAGCAAGUAAGAUUUGAAGAGAACGGACACAUAGGCACGUGCUUGCGUAGGAAGAAAAAGCAAGUAAGAUUUGAAGAGAAGAGACACAUAGGCACGUGCUUGCUUAGGAAGAAAAAGCAAGUAAGAUUUGAAGAGAACGGACACAUAGGCACAAUGUUGCGUAGGAAGAAAAAGCAAGUAAGAUUUGAAGAGAACGGACACAUAGGCACGUGCUUGCGUAGGAAGAAAAAGCAAGUAAGAUUUGAAGAGAAGAGACACAUAGGCACGUGCUUGCUUAGGAAGAAAAAGCAAGUAAGAUUUGAAGAGAACGGACACAUAGGCACGUGCUUGCGUAGGAAGAAAAAGCAAGUAAGAUUUGAAGAGAAGAGACACAUAGGCACGUGCUUGCUUAGGAAGAAAAAGCAAGUAAGAUUUGAAGAGAACGGACACAUAGGCACAAUGUUGCGUAGGAAGAAAAAGCAAGUAAGAUUUGAAGAGAACGGACACAUAGGCACGUGCUUGCGCAGGAAGAAAAAGCAAGUAAGAUUUGAAGAGAACGGACACAUAGGCACAAUGUUGCGUAGGAAGAAAAAGCAAGUAAGAUUUGAAGAGAACGGACACAUAGGCACGUGCUUGCGUAGGAAGAAAAAGCAAGUAAGAUUUGAAGAGAACGGACACAUAGGCACGUGCUUGCGUAGGAAGAAAAAGCAAGUAAGAUUUGAAGAGAAGAGACACAUAGGCACGUGCUUGCUUAGGAAGAAAAAGCAAGUAAGAUUUGAAGAGAACGGACACAUAGGCACGUGCUUGCGUAGGAAGAAAAAGCAAGUAAGAUUUGAAGAGAAGAGACACAUAGGCACGUGCUUGCUUAGGAAGAAAAAGCAAGUAAGAUUUGAAGAGAAUGGACACAUAGGCACAAUGUUGCGUAGGAAGAAAAAGCAAGUAAGAUUUGAAGAGAACGGACACAUAGGCACGUGCUUGCGCAGGAAGAAAAAGCAAGUAAGAUUUGAAGAGAACGGACACAUAGGCACAAUGUUGCGUAGGAAGAAAAAGCAAGUAAGAUUUGAAGAGAACGGACACAUAGGCACGUGCUUGCGUAGGAAGAAAAAGCAAGUAAGAUUUGAAGAGAACGGACACAUAGGCACGUGCUUGCGUAGGAAGAAAAAGCAAGUAAGAUUUGAAGAGAAGAGACACAUAGGCACGUGCUUGCUUAGGAAGAAAAAGCAAGUAAGAUUUGAAGAGAACGGACACAUAGGCACAUGGUUGCGUAGGAAGAAAAAGCAAGUAAGAUUUGAAGAGAACGGACACAUAGGCACGUGCUUGCGUAGGAAGGAAAAGCAAGUAAGAUUUGAAGAGAACGGACACAUAGGCACGUGCUUGCGUAGGAAGAAAAAGCAAGUAAGAUUUGAAGAGAAGAGACACAUAGGCACGUGCUUGCUUAGGAAGAAAAAGCAAGUAAGAUUUGAAGAGAACGGACACAUAGGCACAAUGUUGCGUAGGAAGAAAAAGCAAGUAAGAUUUGAAGAGAACGGACACAUAGGCACGUGCUUGCGUAGGAAGAAAAAGCAAGUAAGAUUUGAAGAGAAGAGACACAUAGGCACGUGCUUGCUUAGGAAGAAAAAGCAAGUAAGAUUUGAAGAGAACGGACACAUAGGCACGUGCUUGCGUAGGAAGAAAAAGCAAGUAAGAUUUGAAGAGAAGAGACACAUAGGCACGUGCUUGCUUAGGAAGAAAAAGCAAGUAAGAUUUGAAGAGAACGGACACAUAGGCACAAUGUUGCGUAGGAAGAAAAAGCAAGUAAGAUUUGAAGAGAACGGACACAUAGGCACGUGCUUGCGCAGGAAGAAAAAGCAAGUAAGAUUUGAAGAGAACGGACACAUAGGCACAUGGUUGCGUAGGAAGAAAAAGCAAGUAAGAUUUGAAGAGAACGGACACAUAGGCACAUGGUUGCGUAGGAAGAAAAAGCAAGUAAGAUUUGAAGAGAACGGACACAUAGGCACGUGCUUGCGUAGGAAGGAAAAGCAAGUAAGAUUUGAAGAGAACGGACACAUAGGCACGUGCUUGCGUAGGAAGAAAAAGCUAGUAAGAUUUGAAGAGAACAGACUCAUAGGCACGUGCUUGCGUAAGAAGAAAAAGCAAGUAAGAUUUGAAGAGAACAGACACAUAGGCACGUGCUUGCGUAGGAAGGAAAAGCAAGUAAGAUUUGAAGAGAACGGACACAUAGGCACGUGCUUGCGUAGGAAGAAAAAGCAAGUAGUUGGUUAUUAG